Molecule: messenger RNA, 1167 nt
Organism: Eutrema salsugineum
Lineage: Eukaryota; Viridiplantae; Streptophyta; Magnoliopsida; Brassicales; Brassicaceae
Exons: 1
Coding region: 194-997 (267 amino acids)
Source: RefSeq, a predicted model, not a curated record
UGAAAAAAGAUAGGUGAGGUGGGCCGUAUAAUUGGAGUCCAUUUUUACUUAAAAUAAAUAAUCAAACGCCUCCUUAUCUGGAAAAAAUAAAAAUAAAAUAAACCUCUCUCCCACUGACAUUGGUAAAGAGGCAGAGGAAAAAAAAAAAAAGACUGUUCAUCCUCGUCUUCCCCAAGAAAAAAAAAAAUCAGCCAUGAAAAUGAAGAAGAAAGGAAAAGUUUACCCAUCUCCUCCUCCUCCUUCAUCAUCGUCUUCUUCUUCUUUCUCGUCUCACCAUCUCAACGAAAACGACUCUCUCUCUUUCCUCAGGCUUCUCCCUGCGGCGAUUUUGGUUCUAGUUUCGGCUCUCUCUGGGGAAGACCGUGAAGUUCUAGCUUACUUAAUCACAAGAGGAACCACCAUUUCCGCUAGAGGAGGAAGCUCUUCUUCUUCUUCUUCUUCUGCUUCUGUUGAAUCGAAGAAGAAGACGACGAAGAAGAACAAAUCCAGCAAAAAUCACAAACCUCCUGUUUUCGAUUGCGAGUGUUUCGAUUGUUACACGAACUACUGGUUCCGAUGGGAUUCCUCGCCGAACCGUGAGCUAAUCCACGAAAUCAUCGAGGCUUUCGAGAAUCAUCAUCUCACUAUCGGCGGCGAAAACUCAACUUCCAGGAACAAAUCCAAGAGAGCUAAGAAGAAAGAGAAAUCCAGUCGUCUGGUCGGUGAUAAGGAGGAUAAACCCGUCGUCGAGGUCGAGCCAGAGACUGAAUCCAUAGUUUCCGAGAGCUACGUGUCGUCUCCAGAUAACUCGUCGGGAAGAUUGAUUGAAGCUGAGGUGGUGGAACGAGAGCCGCGGGAAGUGGAGGAGGUUGUCGAAGAAGAAGAAGAAGAAGAAUCGACGGUGGUUUUUCCGGCGGCGGAUGCGACUGAGCACAAGGGAUUAGCGAGGAAGGUACUACCGGACGUGUUGGGUCUUUUCAAUUCCAAUUUUUGGAGACUUUGGAAUCCGAACGCGUAAAAGCAUCGACCAAAAGUUAUGCUUCUUUUUUCUCUGUUUUCAGAAUGAAAAAAAAAAUAAUCCAAUCCCAAUUUCCAUGCUUUAUUUUUUUCUUCUUUGUUCUAAAAAUAUAUCACUGUUUGGUUACGUUUAAAAUUCUUGGUUGAAAAAAAAAUGCAGGCAUUAGUUCU